Molecule: messenger RNA, 152 nt
Organism: Dentiscutata erythropus
Lineage: Eukaryota; Fungi; Glomeromycota; Glomeromycetes; Diversisporales; Gigasporaceae
Source: the annotation of a GenBank genome assembly
UUUUUCUAAUAGAACGUCCAACUUCUUGGUUACCUAAAAUAGAUUUUUGGUUAUCGGCGGUUGCUAUGGCACUUUUGAAUUGUCACCUAUCAAAAUCAUCACCCGAACUUCCGGGGGCGAUCCUGGCUGAUUCACGAUCAUUUAAUUAUUGA